This is a messenger RNA of Gryllus bimaculatus (two-spotted cricket), 261 nucleotides long. NCBI's taxonomy places the organism in Eukaryota, Metazoa, Arthropoda, Insecta, Orthoptera, Gryllidae. The record is from the annotation of a GenBank genome assembly.
UGCGGCCGAUUCGUGACUUCGUCUGCAGCCGUUUCCUUCGGCGUUCUCCCUAGCAAACUAAGAACACGACAGGUGCGGCCGUGCUCGUAGCGGCGCGAAAGCAACAUGGCUCGGUGCGUCGUGCGGCUGCUGCAGACGACCGCUGUGUUGUGGGCUUAUCUCACCGCCAGCCGCUCCUAUGCCAAGUUGGUGCUCGCCCCAGACCAUCCCCACAGCAUGCCAGUCGCCCUGAGUGGCGUGUCCUCCCCGGCGGCCAAGGUG